Molecule: messenger RNA, 303 nt
Organism: Funneliformis mosseae
Lineage: Eukaryota; Fungi; Glomeromycota; Glomeromycetes; Glomerales; Glomeraceae
Source: the annotation of a GenBank genome assembly
AUGUGUGGUACUUGGUAUCUUGUCGAUGGAAAAUAUCCAAUGAAGUGCAAAGCCAAAACAAUUCUUGCAACUUCAUCACAGAGAAAGGAUUAUCAAAACUUUGAAAAUUGGAUAGGAACAAAAAAACUUUAUAUGCCAGUAUGGAUAUGGGAUGAAAUAUCUGCAUGUAUUUCCAAAAGCACAUUCAAUGAUUUAACAGGGAAUUCAAAUAUUCCUUGUAAAGUGUUAUUCCCAAAGGUUGAUGAUAAAAAGGUCAAAGAGUUAUUUAAAAUCUGGGAAGGAGUUCCACAAAUCGUCUUAUAA